AUGGUCAAACGAAAGGCACCGGUCCAAGCAUCGACCAAGACUGGUAAAAGGAACUGCAAAACUGCUACCAAAUCAGCCAAGUCCACAAAACCCACUCAGCCAUCCCGCCUCCUCGCUCUCCCACCAGAACUCCGAAACAGAAUUUACAAGAACGUAGUAACCACCGACCUGAUCUUCCUCUACACCAAGAGCUACACGGAAGGUGCCCCACAGUCCGUCGAGUCUUUCGGCUCAAUCUCCCUGAAUCCGUACGAUAUCCGCGGCACAUGCACCACAAAUCACCAAGAACGACAACCAGGCAAAGAUGGCAAACCAGGAAAGCUAAUCCUCCAAACGAAAGGCACCGGAGCACUCAGCUGGCUGCGGACCAAUCGCCAGGUAUACAAGGAAGCCAAGGCAAUCGUGUAUGCGAACCUCAAGUUCCACAUCUGUCAUCCCUUGGAGUUCUCGGGGCUCGUCACACCACCAAGGAAGUCCCUCACUCGGUAUCCAAACAACCGGUCUUUCUCAUUUUGUGUAAAUGCUACUGUUGAGCAUGAUUCAAAUGGAUUUAGACUUGGUACAGGGCAGCGGCAACAUGGUUGGGAGAACAGCCUCCAUGGUCCUGGAGGUUGCUGCUGCUGCCCGUUUUGCUUUGCGCUGAAUUCGCUACCGAGGGUUCUCGAGUCUCAAUUGAUGAAUAUUGCGCAGCUGGAUCUGAGAGUGUUUUUCAGUUGCAAGUGGAUGUUCAAUGUGAUUGGAACCGCUGAAGACUGGGCGAGGAUGCCGAACCCGUUGACCUGUCUCGAUGAUGACAAGAGCGUGGAUACUUUUGUGAAUGCUUUCUGCGAGCAGAAACCGCUGGGACUGUUUUUGGAGAGGAAUAUUGGGCGUGUGAAAGUAACGCUGGCUUGUGAAAGAAUUGAGCAUUCUGUACCUGACAAAGAACCGUGCUGGUGUCGGGGAAAGAGCAUCGACGAGGAUAGUCUGAGAAGAUUGGAUAUCGUCAAUAAGAUCAAGACGAGGCUAAUGAGAGGCAACGACCAUGGUAGCAGCACUGCCCGAUGA
Molecule: messenger RNA, 1047 nt
Organism: Cadophora gregata
Lineage: Eukaryota; Fungi; Ascomycota; Leotiomycetes; Helotiales; Ploettnerulaceae
Exons: 2
Coding region: 1-1047 (348 amino acids)
Source: RefSeq, a predicted model, not a curated record